UCUAACCCUAAGCACUUCACACUUCCCUUGUAACCCUAAAAUAUGUAUCAACACCCUCUCUCCCCUCCACACAGGAUCAACAAGAAGUUUGCUAGAGCUCUCCUCCCUCUUCUUGUUUGGCUUGCAGUUUCAGUGGCAUUGAGCUUAAAGUAUGGAAAUUAUGGAAAUCACCGUCUUGUCUUGGGAUCGAAUUCAUCGAGGAUGGUUAAGACUAGCUCCAUCUUUGUUAAGGAGAUAAAAGCCAAAGGUAUACCGGCAAAUAAAGGCUUGUUUAUCUAUGGUUUCUCCAACAAACCUAAGCUUGGCUUGGCAACUAACAGGAGUACUAGAUAUUCUAUGUUUCUUAAUUCAUAUGGUCACAAGAAAUUAUCAAUGUGGUUGAAUAAAGGAUCUAAGAUCAGUAUAAAUUGGAAUAUAGUUGUUCAUGGUGGUGCUAGCAAUGGAGAGCUUCUUCUUGUUCUAAUCAAAGGUAGUAGUAGUGAUCAUCAUAAUUUGAAGGGUUUGAAGAGAUAUGAUCAAUUGAGAUCACAUGGAUUUAAUGACAACAAAAUGACGUAUGCCAUCAAAGAGGACAAUACAUACAACAUCGAGAUCAUAAAUUUGAAUCCUCAAAGCAUUCAAAUGGAUUUGUUUGUAAAUGUUUCAUUGACAAUGUAUGAUACUACAAAAGCAACAAGCUUUUGUUCAUUGACAAAUACAACUACAUGCAAACUCAAGCUUGAUUUUCCGAGAUAUCACUACUUUGUCUUUACAACACCAAGUAAUGAAGAUCAUAAUGAGGAAUUGGACCUAGUACUUGCAUUUACGGGGCGAAUCAUCACGUAUUUCUUCUUAUUCGGGAUGAUUAUGGCAAUUGUUUGGAUAAUUAUAGAACAAAUUCAAAGUUGUCAGCCAACAGAGAGGACACAAGAAGAAGUGAUGGAGAAUGAGCCAAUCUUGCCAACAAAAGAAGUGACUUGUAACUAUGGAACAAGUGAAGACCCUGAAACAAGCUUGUCUAGUUCCUUCACUGAUACUUAUGAUGAGAAGAUAUGCAUACUCUGUUAUGAGCAAAACAAAGCUUGUUUUUUCACUCCUUGUGGCCACUCAAUUUCUUGCUUCUCAUGCGCUCAAAGGAUUAUGAAGGAAGAAAACAAAAUAUGUCCGGUUUGUAGAAGGCUUAUACAAAAAAUUAGAAAAUUACCUGGUCUAUAAAAAAAGAGUUGAUUUUUAUUUAAUUAUUGACGUUGUAUUAGUGAGACUAGUAGAUCAUUGUUAUUAAAAGAAAUAUUGUAUUAAUAGGUUUUUAUAUAAAUUUGAUCAUUAGUUUUUGGCCUAA
Molecule: messenger RNA, 1318 nt
Organism: Dioscorea cayenensis subsp. rotundata (Guinea yam)
Lineage: Eukaryota; Viridiplantae; Streptophyta; Magnoliopsida; Dioscoreales; Dioscoreaceae
Product: E3 ubiquitin-protein ligase APD2-like
Exons: 8
Coding region: 43-1194 (383 amino acids)
Source: RefSeq, a predicted model, not a curated record